Grosmannia clavigera kw1407 is the source of this 1827-nucleotide messenger RNA. RefSeq lists its product as uncharacterized. The record is from RefSeq and is a predicted model, not a curated record. The coding region runs from base 1 to 1827 and encodes 608 amino acids. The transcript has 3 exons. Lineage: Eukaryota; Fungi; Ascomycota; Sordariomycetes; Ophiostomatales; Ophiostomataceae.
AUGGCUGCUCGGCGUCCCAGGUUUCCGAGUUUGCGAAUCCCCUCUGUUCCGGGUUGCGUCUUGUUGCUCUCGCUGGCUGUGCAGCCGAGACUUACGUCUGGAAUCCAGGUCACUCCCAACUCGCCGUGUUCCAGCAUCUGCAUCGACAGCAGUGACCUGGACGUAUCCGACCCGAACUCGUCCAACACACUGAAAGCCGACCUUUCGUGUCAAGACUCCGACUUCACCUCCUCUACGGUGGGCCAGAAGUGGACGUCCUGCCUCAGCUGUCUGCAGAACAGUACCUUUUCCCAGGGCAGCGAAAACGACCAGGGCUGGUUCUUCUACAACCUGCGGUACAAUUUCGACUACUGCAUUUUCGGCUAUCCCAAUGGAUCCGACACCGGGACCAAUCCUUGCCAGACAACGACGGCUUGCGGGCAGUUGCUGAAUGCGCUGGAGGAUGGCAUCCCCGGCAUGGGCAACCACUCUGAGUUUGACUACUGCAGCGUGGACAGCAGCACAAUGACUGGCAGCGCCUACAGUCAGUGUCUCUCGUGUGUGUCUGCCUUGGACUCGGGCGUGACGGUAUCGAAUGCCCUCGUGGCCCUGGAAGCCGGCUGUAUCCAAAAGCCGUCUGGAGAGUUGGUCGUUGGUCUGAGCGACAGCGUUUUUGCCACGACCGUGAUCAGCAUCACGUCGGCCUCGAGCACAGCGUCCAGCACGUCGAGCAGGUCCAGAGGGUCCCACAUCCGGACAACCACUGCUGCGGCCAUUGCGAUCGUGGCCGUCGUGAUCGUGGCGGCAAUCUCUGCCGUCACCUUUGUGCUAUAUCGCAAGCGGAGGGCUCAACGCAGGCGAAGCGGCGGAUUCGGCAACGGCAGUCAGGGCAUCAAGAUCGACUCGCUCGGACUCGGCGGUUGUGACAUUGGCAGCCCCAUCCCCGGCGGCACGUUUUCGGGUGGCCUGAACCGGAUGUCAUACCUGCAGCCGAUGUCGAUGGCUUCAACCAUGAUGCAGAACGAAAGUACGUUGGAGAAGAGGAUGGGCAGGCCGGGUCUAGCAUCGGAAUCGCCUCUACACGUGGGUAUGCAGUUUGCUCCCGCCUCUGAGAGCAGGAGAGAUAUGUCGGAAUCGCAGCUGCUGCCCCUGUCACCAUCACCCUACACGGUGACAUCCGACCUUGCCUGUCCGCCGGCCUCCCAUCCCCAGGCCAGACUGCCAGAGCUGCCACAGCUCACCACGUUGCUGCCGAGAACCUCUAGAAAAGAGCCAUUGCCGACGUCGGCUGCGGCCGCGGCCAGCUUGCAGCACCUGUCGCCGAUGUCGCCGCCGUCUGCGUUUACACACACGCCCAGCAGCCAAGGCGGCUACUAUGGCGGCGGCAAUCGUAUCAGUCCAACCAUGUACGACUCGCCGGUGUUCUCGACGCCGACGUCGGCCACAGCACUGCUCCCGGCGGCGACAGCAGCGUUCCCCGAUGCCAGCAUGUCACCGACGGCACAGCUACGGCAGCAACAGGCGCAGGCGCUGUUCGCGCCAUACAUGCCGGCAGCGUACAGGCCGAACGCGGAAGACGGCGGUGGCUACAGCGGGUUUGGCGGGCUAGGCAUUGUGUCGGGCAGUAUGCCAUCGCAGCCAUCAACAGAUCUUCCGCCACGUCCGCUUCACAACAGCGGCUUCCAUGGCGCCACGUCACCUGACAGCAUGGGCCAUCUGGAGCGCAUGGACCUAGAGCUGGUGCAACAGGCGAACGUGCCCGGGCGAAAGAAGGCAAAGAAGGGCGGCAGCCCGGAGUCGACACAGUCGAUCAAGGUCGACUUUCCUGGGCCACCGGGACGGAGGUGA